GUGAGUUGUUUAUAUUUUCAUUGAAGUCUGAGGGGCAUACGAGACGUCCUGUAUCUUGGCGAGGGAUGGAUGCUACUCAGGUCAUCAACUACUCCAUCCUAGAAUCAGAUGAGGAGGAAAAGAAUGAAGAAGAGAAACCAAAACCAUUAGCUAAGCUGUGCAUAUUAAAGAAUGACCACAUCCCUGAAAGAGACUUCCCCCUUUUUAUUGGAGAUAACGUGCUCGGUCGGGACGCCGACACCUGUGCCCUGCCCUUGCCGGCGCCCUCUGUGUCGAAGCAGCAUGCCACCAUUUGCAUCUCUGUCCACCGGAGACGAGGAUCCUCCAGCAGAGCCGAUACGGAGGCUUUGGUUUGGGAUCUAGGCAGCAUGAACGGCACACGCAAGGGCCGCUUGAAGUUGACCCCGAAUGUUCGCUACGCCCUCAGCGAGGGUGAUCGCCUGUUGGUGGCGGACAUCCCGUGUCGGUAUGUUGGCUGGGAGGCCCGAGAGACUCCUGAGAGCAUGUUUCCAAAUGCUUCCAUAGAGAAGCGACUUAAGGUGGAUGCCAGUGGAAGUACACAGGCUUCAGCUGUGGUGGCCCUUUUUGGUGAAGCACAGAACAGUCCGGCGCAGAACAGCUGUCUGUCCCUUGAGAAGACUCCAGUGCAACUGCAGGGAAUGCUGGUCGCAGAGUCUGACUUGGACUCGGAUGGAGAGAGUCAGGGGCACCGAGACGGCAGACGCAAGUCCCUCUAUUCAAAUUCAGACUCUUCGAAACCCAGUGCCACCUGUUCAACCUUCAUGAGUCCCACAAACAAAAUAGUUCCUGAAAGUGAGGAUGAAAGCCCCAUCACACCGUCAUCCUCUACCAGAAAGAAGCCUUGCAGAUAUGUCAGCUUCAGCGAAGAGGAGCCUGACAUAAAUGCUGGGCGACAGCAGUUUGAGAACAAAACCUCGCCUGCGACUGUAGACGACAGUGACGAAGGGGAAGGCGCCGUGGUAAAUGGCCAGACACCAGGAGGAACGAGGCUUGAGGAGAAAAAACAUGGUGCGCUGGAUCAACACAGAUUUAUAAGAGAAGAAAGCUUGCCACGUGUGUCCAAAAGUAGUGCGAUCCCUGAUUUGAACAUAGACAGUGAUACAGAUGUGGAGGACGCUGAUGAUGCCAGACCCCUACAAGGGACUGACUGGGAUGUGUCACAUGACGCCCCAAAAGUAGAUUUAGCACCUCCAGUGCUGCCGGAUGACUUCCAGCUUGACAGCGACACAGAUGUGGACGAGGGUGCUGACACCAGCAGAGAUAAAACCCUUUCCAGGCUAGACUUAAAGAUGAGCGACUUGUCAGAGUCAGAUGAUGAUCAGGGCUCUGCCUUUAAUACACAUCCUGAUGUCAGAGGAUCAAGCAACAAUCAUGGGCCUAUAGCAGCCAUUUCCACUGAUAUCACCAUAGCAGCUGCUGAGUCUGAUGUAGACACAGAUGUCGAUGAAUCCAGUGUGCCCCCUGCUGGAGGUGGACAGGACAGCGAUACAGACAUGGAGGACCAAAUCCCAAGUCUUCCGGCUAUAAAAACACCAGAGUUGCAUGCUGCAUUACUGGAGAACUGCUCCACUCCUGUGCAAGAAAAUGAAGUGGAGGAAAUGGAGACCCAACCCUUCCUUACUCCUUCUCAGGGUCCAUUUAAACGUGCUGUAAGAUCUACAGCGUUGUCUUCAUACUCAGACGGUCUUGAGCAUGAGGAUGUUAUCGUGGCUGAGACGCCGCCCUUUAGCCUUCAGACCCGAGUGCAGGUUCACUGUGACAACAGUGACACCAGUCCACCAUCAGAACCUGUAUCCUCCAGCGAGGAGACAGAAGAAUUGCAUAGAGAAGGGCCGUCUUUCCAGCUGGGUUUGUCGGACAGCAGCCACCUGCAAAGUCAUGCCCAUUCUCUGGCCAUGGAAAACACAGAGGCUUUUGUCCCUGUGAGUGUGGAGGAUACACAAGAGUAUGUAACUCCAUACCACCACAGGAAUGAUUUAAACAUGGAGGCCACACAAGCUUAUGCGGAGCCUGCCAGGAGUCCAGUGCGGCAGGUUGAGCUGGCUUUACAAGAAACUCAGGCGUAUAUUUCGGAGCCUUACAAUGAGUCUAAAGAUGACUCAAAUGAAGAAACUCAACCUUUGGAUGGGACUUCCUUUUCUGCUAACCUUGCUUUGGCUGAAACCCUACCUGCUUUAAUGGCAGAACCAUCUCCAAACAAUUUAAUAUUGUUGCAAACACAAGGCCAGAUAUCGAUAGAAGCAGACUUAAGCGAGGAACACGAAGAAGAGGCUGGAGAAACUUGUAAUGAAACUGGAGCCAUUCCUGAACACCAACCGUUGUGUACAAUUGAGUUUAAGAACACAGUUCCAGUUUUACUGAAAAAUAAAGCCAUGCCUCAGCAGCUUGAAAAAGACACUCAACCCUUGAUUAGAGGUGACUUUUCUGUAGCUAAGACCCAGUCCAUGGGCAUAGGUCAGACUCAGUCCACAUCUACAAGUCUAACCAAGGAGAGUGAUGGUGAGGACCCAAUUCCUGGAUUGGUACAGCUUCAAAAUGAGACUCAAUCCAUUACGACUGUAGCGGUUGAUAACCAGCCGAUGGCUACAAGUGAUGAUGAUGAAGGCGAUAGCGAGGACUCAAUUCCUUUGUUACAUAAUAAAAGAAAAGCAAGGCCACUUGAAGAGACCCAGCCUUUGACGAGUUGUGAUUUCCCUGUAGCUGAGCCUCAGCCCAUAGCUACAUGUGACACUGAGGAAAGCGAUGACGAGGAACUCAUUCAGUCUUUACAUAAAGGGAAAGUACGACUUCAAAAGGAGACACAACCUAUUGCGACAUCUAGUGAUUUGGCUGUUGAAGUGCAGCCUAUGACUGAAGCUGCGAUCCAGCUUAUGGCUACAAUUGAUCAUAAUAAAAGCAAUGAGGACGAGUCAAUCGCGGUAUUGUGUAAUAACAGAAAAGAAAAGCCACUGCAGCUUGAAAAAGAAACUCAACUCUUGAUUGAUGGCGACUUUCCUGGAACCGAGACCCAGCCAAUAGCUCCAAGUCAUAGUGAUGAGAGUGAUAACGAGAACCUUGUUCCAGUCUUAAUACAUCUUCAAAAAGAGACAAAACCCAUUAUGACAUCUAAUGAUUUGGCUGGUGAAGUUUAUUCUAUGACUGUAUCUGCAACAACGCCUAUGGCAUUCAGUGAAAACGAGGAAAGCGAUGACGAAGACUCAAUUCCAGUUUUACAUAUCAAAAGAAAAGCCAGACCGCUGCACCUAGAAGACGAGACUCAACCCUUGAUUGCUUGCGACUUUUCUGUAGCCGGGACCCAGCCCAUAGGUACAUGUCAUACUGAUGAGAAUGAUAACGAGAACCUUGAUCCAGUCUUAAUACAUCUUCAAAAAGAAACAAAACCCAUUAUAACAUCAAACGAUUUGGCUGGUGAAGUUUAUUCUAUGACUGUAUCUGCAACAACGCCUAUGGCAUUCAGUGAAAAUGAGGAAAGCGAUGACGAAGACUCAAUUCCAGUUUUACAUAUCAAAAGAAAAGCCAGACCGCUGGACAUAGAAGACGAGACUCAACCCUUGAUGGCUUGCGACUUUCCUGUAGCCGGGACCCAGCCCAUAGGUACAAGUCAUACUGAUGAGAGUGAUAACGAGAAUAUUAUUCCAAUCUUAGUACAUCUUCAAAAAGAUGCAAAACCCAUUACAACAUUAAGUGAUUUGGCUGGUGAAGUUCAUUCUAUGACUGUGUCUGCAACACAGCCUAUGGCAUUCAGUGAAAAUGAGGAAAGCGAUGACGAAGACUCAAUUCCAGUUUUACAUAUCAAAAUAAAAGCCAGUCCGCUGCACAUAGAAGAAGAGGCUCAACCCUUGAUUGCUUGCGACUUUUCUGUAGCCGGGACCCAGCCCAUAGGUACAAGUCCUACUGAUGAGAGUGAUAACGAGAACCAUAUUCCAGUCUUAGUACAUCUUCAAAAAGAUGCAAACCCCACUACAACUUCAAACAAGUCGGCUGUUGAAGUGCAGCCUAUGACUGUAGCUGCAACACAGCCUAUUGCUUUGAGUGAAAAUGAGGAAAGUGAUGACGAAGACUUAAUUUCACUUUCACAUAAUGAAAUAAAAAACAGACUGCUGCAUAUAAAAGAAAAUACUCAACCCUUAAUUAGUUGCGACUUUCCUAUAGCCGAGACCCAGCCCAUGGCUACAUGUCAGACUGACGAAAGUGAUGACGAGGACCCCAUUCCUGCUUUAGAUCAAAGAAAAGUACAACUUCAAAAAGAGACACAACCUAAUACAACUUGUAAAAGUUUGUCUGUGGAAGUAGAACAUAUGACUAUAUCUGCAAACCAGUCGAUGGCUACAAGUGAUUCUGAUGAAAGUGAUGACGAGUCGAUGGCAGUCUCGCUUAAUAAAAUAAAAGAAAAAAUGCUUCAGCUGGAAGAAGAGACUAAACCCUUGAUUGGUUGCGACUUUCCUCUUGCCCAGACCCAGCCCACAGCUGCAAGUCAUACUGAUGAGAGUGAUAACGAGAAUAUUAUUCCAAUCUUAGUACAUCUUCAAAAAGAUACAAAACCCAUUACAACAUUAAACAAUUUGGCUGUUGAAAUGCAGCCUAUGACUGAAGCUGCAACACAGCCUAUGACUUUGAGUGAAAAUGGGGAAAGUGAUGACGAAAGCUCAAUUCCAGUUUCACCUACUAAAACAAAAGCCAGACCGCUGAAGCUGGAAGAAGAGACACAACCCUUGAUUGAUUGCGACUUUCCUGUAGCCAAGACCCAGUUCAUAGCUACGUGUCACACUGAGGAAAGUGAUGGCGAGGACCCCAUUCUUGCUAUAAAUACAAGGAAAGUACAACUUCAAAAAGACACACAAACCAGUACAACUUCUAAAAGCUUAGCUGUGGAAGCACAACAUAUGACUAUAUCUGCAACCCAGACUAUGGCUACGAGUGAUUCUGAUGAAAGCGGUGGCGAGUCCAUGGCAGUCUCGCUUAAUAAAAGAAAAGCAAAGCCGCUUCAGCUUGAAGAAGAGACUAAACAUUUGAUUGGUUGCCACUUUCCUCUAGUCAAGUCACAGCCCAUAGAUGCAAGUCAUACAGAUGAGAGUGAUAACGAGAAUCUUAUUCCAGUCUUAGUAGGCCUUCAAAAAGAAAUGAAACCCAUCACAACUUCUAACGAUUUGGCUGUUGAAGUGCAGCCUAUGACUGUAGCUGCAACACAGCCUAUGGAUUUGAGUGAUAAUGAGGGAAGUGUUGAUGAAGACUUAAUUCCAGUUUCACUUAGUAAAAUAUUAAACAGACCUCUGCAUCUAGAAGAGGAGACACAACCCUUUAUUGGCUGCGACUUUCCUGUAGCUGAGACCCAGCCAAUAGCUACAUGUCACACUGAGGAAAGUGUAGAUGAGGACCCCAUUCCUGCUUUAAAUAAAGGAAAAGUACAACUUCAGAAAGAGACACAACCCAGUACAACUUCUAAAAGUUUGGCUGAAGAAGUACAACAUAUGACCAUAUCUACAAUCCAGCCGAUGCCUACAAGUGAUUCUGAGGAAAGCAAUGACAAGUCAAUGGCAGUCUCGCUUAAAAAAAGAAAAGCAAAGCCGCUUCAGCUGGAAGAAGAGACUCAACCCUUGAUUGGUUGCAACUUUCCUGUAGUCGAGACCUCUGCUGUAAGUCAUACUGAUGAGAGUGAUAGCGAGAAUCUUAUUCCAGUCUUAGUACAUCUUCAAAAAGAGAUAAAACCCAUCACAACUUCUAACGAUUCGGCUGUUGAAGUGCAGCCUAUGACUGGAGCUGCAACACAGCCUAUGGCUUUAAGUGAACAUGAGGAAAGUGAUGACGAACACUCAAUUCCAGUUUCACAUGAUAAAACAAAAGCCAGACCGCUGCACCUAGAAGAAGAGAUACAACCCUUGAUCGGUUGCGACUUUACUGUAGCCGAGACCCAGCCGAUAGCUACAUGUCACACUGACGAAAGUGGUGACGAGGACCCCAUUCCUGCUUUAGACCAAAGAAAAGUAGAACUUCAAAAAGAGACACAACCUAAUACAACUUGUAAAAGUUUGUCUGUGGAAGCACAACAUAUGACUGUAUCUGUAAAUCAGCCGAUGGCUACAAGUGAUUCUGAUGAAAGCGAUGACGAGUCGAUGGCAGUCUUGCUUAAUAAAAUAAAAGAAAAAACGCUUCAGCUGGAAGAAGAGACUCAAACCUUGAUUGGUUGCAACUUUCCUGUAGUCGAGACCUCGGCUGUAAGUCAUACUGAUGAAAGUGAUAGCGAGAAUCUUAUUCCAGUCUUAGUACAUCUUCAAAAAGAGAUGAAACCCAUCACAACUUCUAACGAUUUGGCUGUUGAAGUGCAGCCUAUGACUGUAGCUGCAACACAGUCUAUGGCUUUGAGUGAUAAUGACGAAAGUGUUGAUGAAGACUUAAUUCCAGUUUCACAUGAUAAAACAAAAGCCAGACCACUGCACCUAGAAGAAGAGAUACAACCCUUGAUCGGUUGCGACUUUCCUGUAGCCGAGACCCAGCCGAUAGCUACAUGUCACACUGACGAAAGUGAUGACGACCCCAUUCCUGCUUUAGAUCAAAGAAAAGUACAACUUCAAAAAGAGACACAACCUAAUACAACUUUUAAAAGUUUGUCUGUGGAAGUACAACAUACGACUAUAUCUGCAACCCAGCCGAUGGCUACAAGUGAUUCUGAUGAAAGCAAUGACGAGUCGAUGGCAGUCUCGCUUAAUAAAAGAAAAGAAAAACAGCUUAAUGUUGAAGAAAACACUAAACCCUUGAUUGGUUGCAACUUUCCUGUAGUUGAGACCCAGCGCAUAGCAAGUCAUCCUGAUGAGAGUGAUAACAAGAAUCUUAUUCCAGUCUUUGUACAUCUACAAAAAGAGACAAACCCUAUCACAACUUCUAACGAUUCGGCUGUUGAAGUGCAACCUAUCACUGUAGCUGCAACACAACUUAUGGCUUUGAGUGAAAAUGAGGAAGGCGAUCACAAAGACUCAAUUCCAGUUUCACAUAAUAAAAGAAAAGCCAGACCACUGCACCUAGAAGAAGAGACACAACCCUUGAUUGGUUCGGACUUCCUUGUGGCCGAGACCCAGCCCAUAGCUACAUGUCACACUGAGGAAAGUGAUGACAAGGACCCCAUUUCUGCUUUAAAUAAAAGGAAGGUCCAACUUCAAAAAGAGACACAACCUAAUACAACUUCUAAAAGUUUGGCUGUGGAAGAACAGCAUAUGAUUAUAUUUGCAAUCCAGCCAAUGACUUCAAGUGAUCCUGAUGAAACUGAUGAUGAGGACUUGAUUAAGUACUCACAAAAUAAAAAUAAAACAAUGUCGCAGCAGCUAGAAGAAGAGACUCAACCCUUGAUUGGUUGUGACUUUUCUGUAGCCAAGACCAAGCCCAUAGCUGUGAGUCAUACUGAGGAGAGUGACAGUGAGAUUGUUAUUCCAGUGUCAGUACAUCUUCAAAAAGAGACAAAACCUAUUUCAACUUCUAACGAUUCGGCUGUAGAAGUGCAGUCUAUGACUGUGGCUGUAGAACAGCCCAUGGUUUUGAGUAAAGAUGAGGAAAGCGAUGAUGAAGACUCAAUUAUAGUUCCACAUAGGAAAAGAAAAGCCAGACCGCUGAAGCUUGAAGAGACCCAAUCCUUGAUUAGUUGUGACUUUCUUGUAGCUGAGACCCAGCCCACAGCUACAACCAAAGGGAUUGACGACAAUGACCCUAUUCCUACCCUAUCUAAAAUAAAAGUCCAGCUUCUGAAAGAGACGCAACCCUUGAGUUUGAAUGUAGCUACAACCCAGAUUAUGACUACAAGUGAAAAUGAGGUUAGUCAUGUUGACUGUAUUAGAAAAGAACAUUUGCUGCAGGAGACACAGUCUCUUAACAGCACUGUUGAACUGUCAGGCAUUUUAAAUCCAAAAGGUCAGCCAGAAGAUGGAGAUAAAGACCUAAGGAGUAGUGAAGACAAACCAUCAACAGCUCCAAGAAAACCUCAAGAAGAGGAGCCUCAGACACUGGAGAUGUCUGCUCUUGGGGAUGUUUUAUGUCCAGGUCAAGAGAAAGAAGAGUCUGAAGUCUCUUCUGCUAUAACUCAGCCCAUGGACACAUGUGAAGAUGAAGAGGCAGACAGCGAGAUCUUUAUCCCGGGUCAACGAAGAAAUAAAGUCAAACCGCUGCAAUUUGAAGAUGAGACACAGUCCCUCAUGGGUUCUCAAAGUCAAUCAACCGAAAACAAACCAGGUCCAUCGCUUCAAAAAGAAACCUUGAGUGAAGUUGGAACUAGCAGCAGCAUUGUUGGACGCUCAAGAAGAACACAAGAAUGUGAAGAGGAGGAAGAGACACAAAAAAGACAGACAAGAAGCAAAAAAGCUAGACAAAAGUCUGUGAAAUCCAGCCAUGGCAAGGCAAGUGAGAAAGAAGCCACGAUGCAGCACACUAAGGACCAACAACAGAAUAAUAAUGAAAAUCAGAGCAUUCGAGUAGAAAGAUUGGAAAGCAAGAGUAACAAAGAAGAGAGACAUGAAACUGAAAAAAAGGAGAAGGAAGCAAAGGAGAGACGACAAAAGGAAAUUACAGACAGGGAAAAGGAAGAAGAACGGUUGCAAGCGACAAAAGAACAAGAAAGAAGCAAGAGGGAGAGGACAGACCUGGAGAUGAAAGCCACAGAAAGACAGACACAGAAUGAGGAAGAAAAACCCAAAGUACCACUGAGAGGCCGAAGAGCAACCAGAAGAACCAUCGCCGCUGCAGCAGAGCUGGAACUUGAGGAUUGCCCGGCCAUGAGGACCAGAUCACGUUCCAACUCCUCCAACUCUAUCAACUCUGAGGUGUCCACUUUGAGCACACAGGAGAGUCAGGGGAGAGGUAGAAGGGUGAAGCGUUUCAAUGGUCCUGCUAAGGCAACUACCAGUAGACGGCAGACAGUGGCUGCUGUGGCUUCUGGCAUUAGAGAACCACCAGAGCAGGACAUUGUUGGUGUUUCAAGGUCCAGUUCUUCCAAUUCUCUUGCUUCUGAGAUGUCCUGCAGCAGUCUCGGCUCUCGGAGUAGAGGAAGACGAGGCCGCAAGCGUAGAAGAGGGGGCAAAACGGAAUCAGGACCUAGCUGGGUUCAGCCUGUCUUUAGUCCAAACCCUUCGCCUAGGCCUACAACAAGAAGCAGGAGUGGUUGGAAGGCAGCUGUAACACCCAGUGAAAAUUAUUGUGAGAUGCCAGAGGUAAAACCGGCAUCUGCCACUCUGAGGCGCAGGCGAGUCGGCGUCAACGAGCCUACGACUGCAGAGCAGUCAAAUCAGGAGGACCAGUCUGCUGGUGAAGGCUCUCCUCUCCCUAAAAGAACAUUCAGGCGCCAAAAAGUAAAAAGUGAAGCUGUUGAGGCUUCAGUAGAUUCCCUGGGCAAUGAUCAAAAAGAGGCAAAAGAGGACAAAGGAAAAGGAAGGAAAAGAGAGCUUGAGGCAGGAGAAGCCAAAGACGACAGUCUAGCUCCAGUUCGAGCUAAGAGAAGAGGCACGGUUGCAAAACCAAAUCCCUUAGACACGGCCAGCGAGGAUGGAAGUGUGCCAUCUGUCAGUUCUGCUGUUGAAGUUGCAGAGCCUCAGACUCCAAUCGGGAGCAAAAGCCGGAAGAGAAAAGCUUUUGUGGGAGCGUCUCCUGGAAUUUAUGGCGCAUCCUCCCCAUCAACGAGUUGUCGACCACAAUCAGUUGAACAGUUUUAUAAGGUGCUAUUCACUGGGGUGGUGGAUGCCGCCGGCGAGAAAGUGUUGGCCCGUUUAGGAGGCGCUCUUGCCAAAGGCACUGCAGACAUGAACUGCCUGGUGACCGACAAGGUGCGCAGAACCGUCAAGUUCUUGUGCGCCGUGGCCAAAGGAGUCCCCAUUGUCACCACACACUGGCUGGAGAAGAGCGGUAAAGCUGGGAGCCUUUUGCCUCCUGACGCCUUUAUUGUGAAGGAUCCAGAGCAGGAGAAGAAGUUCAGUUUCUGCCUAAAAGAGUCUCUAACGCUUUCAAGCAGCCAGCCUCUUCUGCAGGGAUAUGAGAUCCACAUCACUAAGUCGGUGAAGCCAGAGCCAAUCCACAUGAAAGACAUCAUUGCCUGCAGCGGAGCCACUUUUCUUUCCAAGAUGCCUUCUUCCCACAAGCCUCAGACUAUAGUGAUCUCCUGCGAGGAGGACUGGCCGCUGUGUCGCGCUGCCGUCUCGGCGUCGCUCCCAGUGGUCUCUGCGGAGUUCAUCCUCUCUGGAAUCCUGCAGCACAAAUUGGACUUUGACACUCACAAACUGUCCGGCCCGUCUGAUAACCUGCAGCCCGCUCCGAGCCGGAGAAGGCGGGGCAGUAAGAAGUCGUAGCAUGAAGUAACUGACAGCAUCCCUUUCACAACUGUACCCGGCCAUCGCCUCCGUCCUGUUGCCAUGUACUUACAGCAAGUACUUUUUAGACAAGCGUUAUUUAUACCGUAGCGGAUGGGACUAACGACCCAUUCAUUAUCCCUGUCCUCCCGCUCCGCUCCACCUCAAACGAGCAGAGCAGGAAUUAACGUUACUUAACGUCCACUUCUCGCUGUAAUCACACACGUUGAAGCGCGGGUGUGUAAUUCGUGUUUGCCACACAACAACGGAUAGAUUUGGGCAUGCUUUUCCAAAUAGAAAGUCAUUUCUUUCCACGCUUAGAUGAUAACGAACCUAGCAGAGUGUCCUCCGUCUCCAUUAACCACCAACAAGCUCCAUUAAGGCCCCAUGCAAUCCUAUUAGCCGCGUACGGAAGGAGCGCAGCCGAGGCUGACGCUGCCUCUUCAUCAAUAUCUUAUGCUGUUUGUCCUUGCCGUGCAAUCAUCCACAGCCUUUUUAACUGCGUAAUAUCACUCACUCGUGUGCGGAUGUGGCAACAACUUAUACAUGUAUCAUUCCCACAACCGCCUUUUAAAGAAAGAAGUGUGAACGUUCCAAUCAUGCAUCUAUAUAUGUUCACCACAAAUUAAAUCAUUAAAUGUUUUCUAUUUUCUUCCAACUGUAUGUUGUGGAAUCUAUGGGGGAAUGAACACAUUUAAGGAAGAUAAAAGAGGAUUUACCGCUCAUUUCAUUAGCUACACCGAAUUAAUCAAAACAGAAAUAAGAUGUACUUAUUUUGUUAAAAUGUAAUCCAUUUUUACUGUUUACCCUUCAAGAACAUGUUUAUGUAUUUGCUCUGCCGUUAAGCUCAUGUAUUGGAGUUUUGUAGGUGACAUUUUGGUUAUUACUGUACUUGCAUAUUCGUAGUUAUUGUAAUAAUUACAACUUACAUGGGUUUGUGAUACUGUUUUAAAAGUUAUAAAGCUGUUACUAUGUUUGAUUGCAAGUACUAAUGUACAUACAAUUGAACUUGUUGUUUUUUUUCUUCUUCCAAAAAAUAAACGUUUCCUAUACUAUUGAACAAUACAUUUUAUUUACCCUUUUAGUCUAUAUCCAUCGUAAAACUCAUUUUUUUCAAUGCCAAUAUUGCGUAUAAUUUUUUAAAAGUUUUUGCCAUUU
This is a messenger RNA of Entelurus aequoreus (snake pipefish), 11492 nucleotides long. RefSeq names its product mediator of DNA damage checkpoint 1 (gene mdc1). The record is from RefSeq and is a predicted model, not a curated record. NCBI's taxonomy places the organism in Eukaryota, Metazoa, Chordata, Actinopteri, Syngnathiformes, Syngnathidae. The coding region runs from base 66 to 10334 and encodes 3422 amino acids. Gene Ontology annotation, molecular function: protein binding. Gene Ontology annotation, cellular component: nucleus. The transcript is spliced from 12 exons. Gene Ontology annotation, biological process: positive regulation of transcription initiation by RNA polymerase II.